GUGUGUGUGUGUGGUGCACGCUCACAUGGUUCAGAACACGAGGCAAAUUUCUCUCCCGUGCUCCCCUGUCUCCUCACCCUUGCUUCCUCGCAGCCUUGCCAUGUCCCCCGUCUACGUGGUCUGAACGUCAAGCAUGGAUAUCGGGGGGCUGACCACCGUAGUAGCAAAUUCCGCCUACAUCAACGCCCGCGGGAGCAUUGACGGAUCCAAUCCAGCGGCGGCCCGGGACAAGAAAUACCACUCCCGGCUAAAGCUGCCUCACAUCACCGUGUGCGAGGACCUGAGGGACACUUUGGAUUUGGGCUUUGACGCCGUGUGUGUGGAGCAGCCCAUCGGCAAACGUCUCUUCAGGGAGUUCCUGGAUGCCCACAAAGAGUAUCACGGCGCCUGUCGUCUGUGGAGAGACAUUGAGGACUAUGACCUGGCGGAGGACUCGGACCGAGCCAAGAAGGCCUCCAAGAUAGUACAACGCUACAUGGACCCCUCGGCCAAACACUUCUGCCUGUUCCUGUCUGAGGACACAACAGCUAAGGUGAAGGAGGCCCAGGAGGCCGUAGCGGAUGACUUGUUCACGCCGGCUUUGGCCACAACGCUGGACUAUUUGCGAGAGGCGCCCUAUGCCUUCUUCCUGGAGAGCAUGUACUUGAAGAGGUUCCUUCAGUGGAAGUGGCUGGAGAUGCAGCCCAUGGAUGUAGACUGGUUCCUGGACUUUCGCGUGCUCGGGAAAGGAGGCUUCGGUGAGGUGUCGGCGUGUCAGAUGAAAGCCACGGGAAAACUGUACGCCUGCAAGAAACUCAACAAGAAGAGGCUGAAGAAAAGGAAAGGCUUUGAAGGGGCGAUGGUGGAGAAGAGGAUUCUGGAGAAGGUCCACAGCCGCUUCAUUGUGUCGCUGGCGUACGCUUUCCAGACAAAGGAGGAGCUUUGUCUGGUCAUGACCAUCAUGAACGGAGGAGAUCUCAAGUACCACAUCUACCUGGUGGAUGAGAACAACCCAGGCUUCGACGAGCCCAGAGCUUGCUUCUACUCCGCACAGAUCAUCCAAGGCUUGGAGCAUCUUCACCAGAAGAGAAUCAUCUACAGAGAUCUCAAACCUGAGAACGUGCUCCUCGAUAAUGACGGGAACGUACGCAUAUCCGACCUGGGACUCGCUGUUGAGUUAAAAGAGGGCAAAACGAUGACUAAAGGCUACGCCGGAACACCAGGUUAUAUGCCUCCAGAGAUGCUGAAAGGAGAGAAGUACGACAUGUCAGUGGACUACUACACUCUGGGAGUGACGUUGUUCGAGUUCAUAGCGGCCAAGAACCCAUUCCGAAACAGAGGGGAGAAGCUGGAGCGCGAGGAGAUGAAAGAGCGCGUGCUGACCCGCGAGGUGGUGUACACGGAGAACUUCAGCGACAAGGCGAAGUCCCUCUGCAAUGGGCUGCUGGAUAAAGACACGAAUAAGAGGAUGGGCUUCAAGAACGGGAGCUGCGACGAGAUCAGGGCGCAUCCCUUCUUUAGUGACAUCAACUGGAGGAAGCUGAACGCAGGCAUUGUGCCUCCUCCAUUUGUACCCGACCCCAAAGUGGUGUACGCUAAAAGUCUGGACGACGUGGGCGCCUUUUCCUCGGUCAAAGGAGUCACCCUGGAGGACCCGGACAAGAGCUUUUUCGACGAGUUCUCCUCGGGCAACAUCCCCAUCCCUUGGCAGGAGGAGAUGAUCGAGAUGGGAGUUUACGGAGAGCUGAACUUGUGGGGCCCUGAAGGCACUGUCCCUAAUGACCUACGCAGGGAGUCCAUACUGGAGCAGCCCAAGUCGUCUACGUGCUGCGUAUCCUAGUGACCGCAUCCUUUGGACUUUUCUAUGUGGGACCACAGGAGCAACAUGGAGGCGUCUCCAAUCGUUACCCAUUCCUCUUUCUUCUACGUGUUUGUCUCUCUCUCUGUGCUCAACUGCUGUCAAACGUUUAGAUGUCUUCCUCUGUACUCAGUGGAGUGCUGAUGAUGAACUAUAAGGCUGUUAGGUUGGGUUAAAAUUCACUCUGCUAGUACGCAUUGUUUGAUCAGGUGUAAACACCAUCGUCCCAACCCUGCUGUGCGCCGAGCAAGCCAACUCUGGUGCGGUUUGGUGAAUAAGAACACAACAUGGGCCAGCAUUAAAGCAAAAAGUAUUUAGAAAUGAAAUAUGAAAGAAAAUGUGAUGGAAGUUCUGUCUCUCUGCUCUACUCUCUCCCUCUGUGUGUGUGUGUGUGUGUGUGCAGCAGAAGACAUUCUGGUUUGGAAUAUCGGACUUAAGUCACAUAUUAUAUCACGAAAGCUCUUUAAAAGUAUAUUUUACAAGCUUUUGGUGAAUCUAAGCUGGUAAAUAUAUCGGGAUAUAAAAAUUAAACUACGCAUUUAACCCAGCAGAUGACAUUUUGGUUUGGAAUAUUUGAGUUAUGUCAUGUAAUAUGUCACAAAAGCGCUUUAAAAGUACAUUUUAGUCGCUUUUGGUGAAAUCUAAACUGUAAAUGAUCAGAAUAUAAAAAUAAACUAUGUAUUCAACCCAGCAGGUGGCAUUUUUUGUUUGGAAUAUUUAAGUUAAGUCACAUAAUAUACUCCAAAAGUGUUUUAAAAGUAUAUUUUAGUAGCUUUCGGAGAAAUCUAAAUUGGUUAAUAUAGCAGAAUAUAAAAAUAAAGUACAAAUUCAAGCCAGCACAUGACAUUUUGGUUUGGAAUAUUUGAGUUAAGCCACGUAUUGUGUCAUGAAAGCUCUUUAAAAGCAUAUUUUAGAAGCUUUUGGUGAAAUAUAAGCUGGUAAAUAUAUAGCAAAAUAUAAAAAACUACGUAUUCAACCCAGUUAAUGACAUUUUGAUUUGGAAUAUUUGAGUUAUGUCACGUAACAUGUCACAAAAGUUCUUUUAAAAGUUUAUUUUAGUAGCUUUUGGAGAAAUCUAAAUCGGUUAAUAUAGCAGAAUAUAAAAAUAAACUACGUAUUGAACCCGGCACAUGACAUUUUGGUUUGGCGUAUUUGAAGUAUGUCAUGUAACUUGUCACGAAAGCUCCUUAAAAGUAUAUUUUAGUAGCUUUUGGUGAAAUAAAAACCUGUUAAUAUCGCAGAAUAUAAAAAUAACCUACGUAUUCAACCCAACAGGUGGCAUUUUGGUUUAGAAUAUUUGCAUGAUGUCAGGAAAGCUGCCCGAUCAAGUCAUUGCUUUAUUCAUGUUCUUUACUGUGCAGUCUGUGAUCCCAUGACAAAAAUACCAGCGUGAGUGCUAAGUGAACCAGAGUACAGAACCACAGGUGUGCAUGCUGGAUUCAUGUGAGACAAGUGUUAAUGUAGACUAAAUCUUACAUGUAAAUUGCAUGAAAAGGUACAUUCAAAUAAAAUAACUUUGGUGUGUUU
Molecule: messenger RNA, 3364 nt
Organism: Dunckerocampus dactyliophorus (ringed pipefish)
Lineage: Eukaryota; Metazoa; Chordata; Actinopteri; Syngnathiformes; Syngnathidae
Product: rhodopsin kinase GRK1-like
Exons: 7
Coding region: 134-1819 (561 amino acids)
Biological process (GO): protein phosphorylation; signal transduction; regulation of signal transduction
Cellular component (GO): cytoplasm
Molecular function (GO): rhodopsin kinase activity; ATP binding
Source: RefSeq, a predicted model, not a curated record